This is a messenger RNA of Pochonia chlamydosporia 170, 3954 nucleotides long. RefSeq names its product glycosyltransferase family 28. The record is from RefSeq and is a predicted model, not a curated record. The transcript is spliced from 6 exons. Bases 1 to 3954 code for a protein of 1317 amino acids. Gene Ontology annotation, molecular function: hexosyltransferase activity; UDP-glycosyltransferase activity. Lineage: Eukaryota; Fungi; Ascomycota; Sordariomycetes; Hypocreales; Clavicipitaceae. Gene Ontology annotation, biological process: carbohydrate metabolic process.
AUGGAGAUUCUCGACGAGAAGCAGAGGCUAGCCAACCAAAACGGCCAGGCACAGGAAACUUCCGCCGUGGUGGAUCGUGACGAUGGUGCUGAUGCUCUGGUUACCGACGGCUUCUUGGUGCCAAACCUCGACAGCCCCAAUAAUGCAGAACCUCCCGCAUACGGCGAGCAACACGACCAUGUCCAAUUUUCGCAACCCGGCUUUGAUGCUGGAGCUGAAAUCACAGACGACGGCAGAAUUAAUAUCAACCUUCAUACCAAAAAUCGAAGGCUUGCCGACCUGCUUGCCCCGACAAUCGAUAGCCAAAUCUCGGUAGAACCUCAAGCGGAACCUGCUUUGCCACCAGCAUAUAUCCCACCUGGCCUUGGAGCUGCACCUGGCCAACCACCCCCACCUAGUCUCAACAUUGUAAUUCAAAUCGUCGGUUCUCGAGGAGAUGUUCAGCCUUUUGUGGCCUUGGGCAAAGUGCUUAAAGAAUCAUACGGCCAUAGAGUGAGGAUAGCAACCCACCCCACGUUCCAGUCCUUCGUCGAGGACAAUGGCCUUCAGUUUUUCAAUAUUGGAGGUGAUCCUGCCGAACUCAUGGCUUUCAUGGUGAAGUAUCCUGGAUUGAUGCCCGGCAUUGACGCUCUCAAGAGCGGAGAAGUUAGUAGACGGCGUCGAGGCAUACAGGAAAUGCUGCUGGGGUGCUGGCGGUCUUGUAUCGAGGCAGGCAAUGGUCUGGGACCGCCUCCAAAACCCCACAGGAUCAAUGAACCGCUGGACCUGGCUGCUGGGAUGCCAGGAGAGGAGAAUGACCAGCCGUUCGUCGCCGAUGCUAUCAUUGCAAACCCUCCUAGUUUCGCUCAUGUUCAUGUUGCCGAAAAGCUUGGCAUCCCUGUUCACAUGAUGUUUACUAUGCCGUGGUCACCGACAAGGGCUUUUCCACAUCCCCUGGCAAAUAUUCAAUCCUCCAAUGCGGACGACGUGAUGACCAACUACAUGACAUAUACCUUGGUAGAGAUGAUGACGUGGCAAGGACUAGGCGAUGUGAUUAACCGCUUUAGAGAAAAGGCACUGGACUUGCCAUCUUUGUCGUUCAUAUGGGCUCCCGGCUUACUAAACCGCUUGAAGGUUCCUUAUACCUAUUGCUGGUCUCCUGCUUUGAUACCGAAACCCAACGAUUGGGGCAGGCACAUCGACAUAUCUGGCUUCUACUUUUUGAAUUUAGCGUCAUCUUAUACUCCCGACCCAGAUUUGGCGGCAUUUUUGGAAGCUGGGCCGCCGCCAGUGUACAUUGGAUUUGGAUCCAUUGUUGUCGAUGACCCCAAUGCCAUGACUCGAAUGAUAUUUGAUGCUGUUCACCUUGCCGGUAUCCGAGCAUUAGUGUCCAAGGGCUGGGGGGGUUUAGGUGCCGAUGAUGUUGGUAUUCCUGAAGGAGUUUUCAUGCUGGGCAAUGUCCCCCACGACUGGCUGUUUGAACACGUUUCAGCGGUUGUCCACCAUGGAGGAGCUGGAACAACCGCGGCUGGAAUAAAGGCAGGAAAGCCCACGAUUGUGGUGCCCUUUUUCGGAGACCAGCCAUUUUGGGGAGCCAUGAUUGCGAGAGCCAAGGCCGGCCCCGAACCAGUUCGCUACAAAGAUCUCACCGCGGAAAAGCUGGCCGAAUCAAUCAAGUUCUGUCUAGAGGCAGGUACGCAGGAGAGGGCCAAGGAGCUUGGCCACAAAAUCCGUGAGGAGACUGGGACAGAUGUUGGUGCAAGGAGCUUUCAUAGGCACCUCGACAUCGAUUCAAUGCGAUGCUCCGUAGCACCCAGCCGAACAGCAGCUUGGCGAGUCAGAAGGACCAAGGUGCGUCUGUCGCCACUAGCGGCGUCAGUAUUGAUAGACGCUGGUCUUCUCGAAUACAAAGAUUUAAAGUUACACCGAUCUGUUGAGUACAACACGGAAGAUCAACCGCCAGAUCCUGUUUCGGCGGGAGCAGCUUCACUCAUCGGGGAUAUUAGUGGAAUUGGAAUGGCUAUUGCAGAUGUACCUCGCGAACUGUUCAAAUCCCGGCGGCCCAAGGAUGGUGGACAAGGUUCGGAGUCAUCGACUCUUUUAGGAUCUUCCAGCAAAGUCGGAACAACCGAGACGACCUCGCAGACCGAAUCCAACACUGAUGUAUCCAGCUUGAUUUCUCGUGAAAGGGAAGGCGCUGAAGCAUCAAGAGUUACAACCGCAGAUUCAGAUCGCUCCCUUGCCGAUCUUUCUACCACCGUUACUUCACCGUCGCGAUCCCUGCUGGAGCCGGGAUCUGUAUCGAGGUGCGGACCAGAUACAGAUGGUGCAAGUUCCAGAACACCCUCCAGAACCCGAUCUAGGACUCGAGCCUCUAGCGAUCAACUGAGACAAGCCUUUUCUCGUCGCGAUUCGUCGCCCCUUGGAGUGAGCCUGGAUGCGACUGUCGGAGCUGGCCGAAGCGUUGGGCGUGCCGUGUCGACUGGAGUGAAGAGCCCAAUGAACUUCUGUUUGGGGCUGGCCAAGGGAUUUAGGAAUAUUCCCAGGCUCUACAAUGACGAUACUGUCCGACCCAUAGAGAAAGUCACCGAUCUUAACAGCGGCAUCAGAAUUGCUGGAAAAGAGCUAGGAUAUGGGUUCUUCGAUGGGAUUGCAGGACUGGUCACACAACCAAUGAGAGGUGCUGAAAAGGAAGGGCCUGGGGGGUUCGUCAAAGGCAUUGGAAAGGGUAUUGGUGGGCUCAUUGCAAAGCCGGCUGCAGGUAUAUGGGGUGUUCCAGCUUACAUGAUGCAAGGCGUUCAUGCUGAAGUAAAUAAGAUGUUCACAAGGAGUGUGCAAAACUACAUCAUUACUUCUAGGGUUGUCCAAGGAACGCAGGAUCUAACUGGGGCCACUGAGGAAGAAAAGGUUGAUAUCAUUAUGCGCUGGAACAACUUGAAAUGGGACUUGAAGAAUCACUUCAUGUUGAAGAGGAAGGAGAAGGCAGCCGAGACGGCACCGGCAGUGCCAGAACAACUCUCUCGAGAAGAAUCACCCUUCUCUCGACCAAAGACUAGCUGGUUCCACACUCGUAAUAUGUCCACGGAAGAAAGGAGGAAAAUCCAGGCGCAGAAGCGAGGAUUCAUCGACGCACCGCUGCCUACCUCAAGCAGCUCUUCUAGCGCCCGUCAGAGCUUAUCUGACGACGCUGAAUUCGAACAAGCGAUCCAAGCAUCAGUUCGCGAAACCUCCAAAGGCAACGCCGAGGAAGAUGCAAUGGUUGAGGCUGCUAUUCGCGAAAGUAUCAAGGCUAUGCGGGCACGAGGGGCACUAUUGGAGACGCUGCCAGAGGCUGUAGAAGAUAUUCCAGAGAAGGAUCCCAGCAUAUUUGACGACCAAGACUAUCAAAUUACGGAUGAAGAAUACCAGUCUCUUGUUGAAAAGGCUAUUCAGCAGAGCCUGGCGAGCCACAUGGAGGAUUUGUACUGGCCACAGGAAUCGGGCAUAUCCGAACUGGAGGGCUUCACCACUGAGAGACAUGCCCCCCAGGGCGUUGAUCAGACACAGGACGAGGAAAACGAUGAAGAGUUUCGACGAGCCAUAGAAGAGUCCAAACAUGUAUCGACGCCUCCGGUAGCGGAUGAUGAGGAGGAGCUUCAGCGAGCUAUUGAAGCAUCGAAACAAGAAAUGGACCGCGAACAUAGCCAGCGUACCGAAGAGGAUAUUGUCAUGGAGUACGUCAAGAAGCAAAGCCUGGCUGAAGAAGAGUUUCGCCGUCAGGUGAAUAAAGGCAAAGGAAAAGCGGCAGCGGAAGACGAUGAUGCAGAGGAUGAGGAGCUGAAGCGAGCUUUGGAAGAGAGUUUGAAAUUGCACAAAGGGGAUAGUGCCGGCCCUUCAGGUUCAGGUUCAGGUUCAGGCUCGGCUUCAGGAUCUGGAUCUGGAUCUGGAUCUGGCUCGAAACGCAAUGCAUAUGAGGAAACGGGAAAUGGAAAGUAG